Molecule: messenger RNA, 1067 nt
Organism: Calypte anna (Anna's hummingbird)
Lineage: Eukaryota; Metazoa; Chordata; Aves; Apodiformes; Trochilidae
Gene: GABARAPL2
Product: GABA type A receptor associated protein like 2
Exons: 4
Coding region: 209-562 (117 amino acids)
Biological process (GO): autophagy of mitochondrion; cellular response to nitrogen starvation; macroautophagy
Cellular component (GO): autophagosome; autophagosome membrane; cytosol
Molecular function (GO): ubiquitin protein ligase binding
Source: RefSeq, a predicted model, not a curated record
ACUGGGUGCCUGGGUGCUACAAACCCGCCCCCCACUCCUCCGGCCGGAAGCGCCGCGUUUCGGGUGGUUACUAGGGAACCGGGGAGGCGGAAGUCCCGCCUGCCGAGCUGUGGCUGUUAUUGUGACAGGGACCGUGACAGCGACAGGCCCGGCCGCCCGGCACCAGUCCCCGCCCGCCCGCACACGGGCCUCCCCGCCGGACCGCACCAUGAAGUGGAUGUUCAAGGAGGACCAUGCGCUGGAGCACAGAUGUGUCGAGUCGGCAAAAAUCCGUGCCAAAUACCCUGACCGUGUUCCGGUCAUAGUGGAGAAGGUCUCAGGAUCUCAGAUUGUUGAUAUUGACAAGAGGAAGUACUUGGUUCCGUCUGACAUCACCGUGGCCCAGUUCAUGUGGAUCAUCAGGAAGAGAAUUCAACUGCCAUCUGAGAAAGCAAUAUUCCUCUUUGUAGACAAGACUGUCCCACAAUCCAGCUUAACUAUGGGACAACUUUAUGAGAAGGAAAAAGAUGAGGAUGGAUUCUUGUAUGUUGCCUACAGUGGAGAGAACACAUUUGGUUUCUGAAUGGUGGGUCUUGGCUAGUAUAUCAUCCUGCUGUGUAUCUUGUAAAUAGCUGAUAAUUUUGUGUUCUGACAGCCACAGAAUUUCCUUCUAUACACAUGCAUUUGUAACUGGAUUUAUUUCUUAAUAUAUUGAUAGGUUUUGUUUUAUUAGACUGUUAAAUUAUCAAAAAAAGUUUUGUUGUUUUUGUGGGUUUUGGUGGUUUUUUUUUCUCUCAUGAUUAAAUAUUCCCAGAGCCUCACUCCUUUGGGGGAUACACAUUGAUUAAAUAAUGACAUUGAUUAAAUAAUAAGCAAAGUAGUUAGGCUACUAAAACACAAAAAGAAUAAUAUGCAUUAAUUCUGUUUUGAGGUGUUAGUUUAAGAAAAAUAAAACCAUUGAAUUUGUCUUGGGAACACUGAAUUUGCUAGCUUAUCCUAAAUAAGCAAGAUGCUGAUUAUGUUGAAUUGAGCUAGUAUGUUCCUCUCUCAAUUAACAAACAGGUACAAUAAAAAAAUCCUGUCACAAA